Bursaphelenchus xylophilus (pine wood nematode) is the source of this 13196-nucleotide messenger RNA. NCBI's taxonomy places the organism in Eukaryota, Metazoa, Nematoda, Chromadorea, Rhabditida, Aphelenchoididae. The record is from the annotation of a GenBank genome assembly.
AUGAAGGGGAAAAUGAAGAGGAGGGUUGAUGAAGGGUACUGUAAAGCCUUUGCUUCACUUUUACUUGUAAAUUUUAACGUAUUUUCUGAUUAUAUUUUAGUAGCACAAUGGAUAUUCAAAAUUUUAAAAAGUCUGGAAAAGUAAAAUUCUUGUGCAAAACAAGAUUUGACGUUACGUCAUACCUGACAGAUUUAUCCUAAGACUCGCUAAAAUACGGAUUUUCACAAUUUCUAUUUAUGGUGUAAUUUAAAAAAAAAUUUCAGCUGUAUUUGUCUUGAUGGAUAUAGCGGAAACUACUGUGAGAUUGAACCCAAAGCCGACGGAUGUUGUACCAAGAAUUCAGACUGUCUUGGUGGCAAAACUUGUUUAUUCGAUACAAACAGCAAUUGCGGGCAUUGCUACGAGAAAUGCGAUGAUAAUCACUAUUUGAAAGACUGCAACAAGCCAGCUUACAAUAAGUUCAACGAGACCAAAUGCAAAAAUGGUGGGAAAUUGGCGUAUCUUGAGGACAAACACAUGGUUUAUUGCGAUUGUCAAGGGGAUGGAAAUGAAAGUGAGUUUUAGAAUUCCUAGGGAUAGUAGGGUACAGAGAUUGCCACGGUCAAAAUUUUGGCUCCGGCUCCGGCUCUUAGCUCCCAGAGCCGGAGCCGGGGCCAAAUUUGCAGCUCCGGCUCCGGCUCUUGGCUCCGCGCAAAAUUUAAAAAGGCCUCCGGCUCCGAAACCCGGCUCCUAUGCAAAAUGUUUUUUUUUAAUAUUUUUCCAAAAAUAAAAGUUACUAGUGCCAGAAAUCAUAUAGCCAACGUUUUUGCAGUCAAGCCACAUCCUCCGCAGUCUUUUUCAAGCAAGUUGGUUUAACAAGAUCACGAAAUUUUUACUUUUCUGAUCGCUGGGAAGCCUGGCUCCGACUUUGGGCUCGGGAGCCGGAGCCGACCCCAAAAUUUCCGGCUCCAGCUCUGGCUCCCGGCUCGGAGCCAGAGCCGCUCAGAGCCGGAGCCAAGAGCCGGCUCCGGAGCCGUGGCAAUCUCUGGUAGGGUACCUCAAUUAUAGUAUAUACUCCGCCGAUUUAAUUUGGACCAGUCUGAAACUUGAAAACGGUUAUAGAUAUGAACUCCAUUCCUUCAACAAGUUUGAUCACCAGUCGACUCUAUGUUCAACUGUAGCCAAAUAUUUCCUCUGCCUUGAGGCACAAAAAAAAAUAUUCGAAUUUUGUAAUUUUUUCUGUCGAAAAAGUUUGGACCAGGGCAACAAAAAUUUGCAUUUCUUUAUCACUAGGUGGGGUGAAACCAUGAUAACUUGUGAAAAUAAUUGUGAUUCCCUGCUGAUACUAACAAGCAGGGAAUUCCGAGAUUAGCGCUGUGUUUAAGGCCCUGAGGGCAAUUUUUAAGAAAAUUCCCAAAAUUCCAGAAUUUUUCCGCCCUGGCGCUUGAGUAAGAAGCGUAAAUCGUCUUAAAUUAGUUUCUGUGCAAACACAGUAUCGUGUACAUCUAAUUGGAUGACGUUAUAAAAUAGUUUUACAUCUAAAAUUUUUUGUUCUUGGAGGAUUUGCGACUUUGAAACUUGGGUUGGCGAUAAUAGUAAGGCCACUGCGCUCAAACAACUGCUAAAUCAUACAGCGUUUUUCUUGGGACAUAUGAGGGGCAUCCCACACUUUCCUUCUGUGUCAAAACAAUAUCCAAUUUACACGCGACAAAUGCACAAUAGACCGAAGACUUUGAUAAAAAAAGUUUUUGUUGGCCCAGUCGAAACAUGUUGAGAAAAAACAAUUUAAUGUGCAUCAAAUUAAGUUCUAUCAGGUCUGGCUAGCACCUCAUAGCGGAAUAAACGUACAAUGUACAUAUAGGAACAUCUUUUUUCACUUUGGAAAACUUUUAAGUAAGCACCCUCUUCUUAAAUUUUUUUAUCAAAGUGUUCGGUCUAUUGUGCAUUUGUCGCGUGUAAAUCGGAUAUUGUUUUGACACAGAAGGAAAGUGUGGGAUGCCCCUCAUAUGUCCCAAGAAAAACGCUGUAUGAUUUAGCAGUUGUUUGAGCGCAGUGGCCUCACUAUUAUCGCCAACCCAAGUUUCAAAGUCGCAAAUUAUCCAAGAACAAAAAAUUUUAGAUGUAAAACUAUUUUAUAACGUCAUCCAAUUAGAUGUACACGAUACUGUGUUUGCACAGAAACUAAUUUAAGACGAUUUACGCUUCUUACUCAAGCGCCAGGGCGAAAAAAUUCUGGAAUUUUGGGAAUUUUCUUAAAAAUUGCCCUCAGGGCCUUAAACACAGCGCUAAUCUCGGAAUUCCCUGCUUGUUAGUAUCAGCAGGGAAUCACAAUUAUUUUCACAAGUUAUCAUGGUUUCACCCCACCUAGUGAUAAAGAAAUGCAAAUUUUUGUUGCCCUGGUCCAAACUUUUUCGACAGAAAAAAUUACAAAAUUCGAAUAUUUUUUUUGUGCCUCAAGGCAGAGGAAAUAUUUGGCUACAGUUGAACAUAGAGUCGACUGGUGAUCAAACUUGUUGAAGGACUGGAGUUCAUAUCUAUAACCGUUUUCAAGUUUCAGACUGGUCCAAAUUAAAUCGGCGGAGUAUAUUAGGUUGAUGCAUAAUUAUCCGUCGUUUUUCAACAAAUCGCCCGAUUGGCUUUGUUUUGUCGAAGAGUUCGUGGGGGUGACCCGUCCAGCCAAUUUCCAUACCUUUCCAAGCUUUUUGAGACGUCGAACGAUCGUUGACUUCACCGCAAAAUAAAAACGCCGGUUAAUUAUGCAUCAACCUAAUAUUUUUCAGUGUACAUUGGAGAGUAUUGUGACCAUCGUUUGAGUCGAUGUCACAAGGAACACACAUCUCGGUUGAUUUGCGAAAAUGCCGGAAAAUGUCGUGACGACGGCACUCGCUCGUAUUGUGAAUGCCCUGAGGGUUUUACCGGGGAAAGAUGCGAAACAAUGAUUGAUCACUGUGAUCUCGCUAAGAAUGGAGGAUGUGUUGCUGAGAAUACGGCAGAAUACAUUCCACAUCAUCUCAGCUGUUAUUGUUACUGUAAAGAGGGGUAUUUCAACGAGACUUGUGCGGUACGUAGGGGGUUGGACAUGUGUCUAAUUUAGAGGAAAUUUAGGACGAGAUCGAUCCCUGCAAGGAACGAGGAGAGGAUUGGUGUGGGAAUGGAGUAUGCCAGUCCGAUGGACCGGGUUAUGCCGGGAAACAUGAAUGUGUCUGUAAUGGGAAGAACUUGCUUUGUAAGUGUUAUAGAAUGAGUGCAGUGGACCUUACCCAGUGGCAAAAAAAACGUGCCAUUUUGCAUCCGGGAAGUAUCAAAAAAUGUAGCAAAAUACCUCCCCUUCGAAGUGAAAAAACUCCGAUUUCUAAAGCGCGCCCUUCAAAGAGGAGUUUUUUUAGUUGGAGAGGGAGGCAUUUUGCUACAUUUUUUGAUACUUCUUGGAUGCACAAUGGUACGUUUUUUGCCACUGGAUCAGGUCCGUCACUGUAGCAGUCUAAGUCACAUAUCAAUCUCUGAAAAUUUUGGCCCGCGAUUUCAGCAGCAGCCGAGACAUUUAACGACAUUUUCUAACGAGAGAAAAGGCUGAAAUUUUUAAUGCUGAAAAGCGCCAAAAAAUCAGAAUUUUCUGCAACGGUCGGGCUGGAAAUCUCGGUUGUUUCUGCAAAGCUAGGACCAGGAACUUUGCAAAUACAAUAGCCUAAAAAAAAGUUAUCGUAAUCUAUACCAAAUGUCAUCAAAAUCUGAGCGUCACCCUUUUUUCAGCCGAAGACCGCUGUCUUUCAUGGAAAUCCCCUUGCGACGACAACACCACUUGCGACAAACGUUGCAAAGUCAAGGCCCACAACGAAACGGUGUGUGCUUGUCGCGACGGCUACUACGGAGAGACUUGUGAUCCCAUCGAUUACUGCUUGUCCGGGGUCUGUUUGAACGAUGGGAUCUGUCAUCAAGGCGUGAAUAUCAGCAAAAACCCUUGGAUGAAAUGCGAGUGUAAAGAGGGAGCUUUGGGGGAAAAUUGUGAGAAGUUGACCGCAUGUAACGGCAUUUCUUGCGGCGCGAAUGGAACUUGUAUCGAAGAGGAGGGAGGCCGUUAUCAUUGCGAAUGCAACGUUGGAUGGUGGGGUUCGAUGUGUGAGAAGCCAGCGGUAAGAGGAUUUUUUUGAAUUCUUGACUAAGAAGUAUUUUUUAUUGUCAGAGAUACUGUUGAACUCUGUAAAACAAACUCGCUUUCAGCAAGACGUGGCUACUGCAAGAUAUUCCAGUGGCCUUUAGGGUCAAUUUUAAGUCAAAUUUAACCUUACUUUAACCAAAGGCGUCGCGAUCCUUGGGGUAACCAGGCGUCCGACAUUUUCCGAUUAGAAUUGCCUUCCUUAAUCUACGUAGUAUGAUCAACAUUUUGCUUUGACAACUCCCCGGUGCUGAUCAGUACACGAAUCUAUUGAAUUCAUCCACCGCUUCCAAGGUUAUGGGAGUUUGUUCCCAUAAAUUUGAAUCCAUUACAAUGGCUCGGAAACGCUUUCAACGAAGCGAGUCGGAGGAAAGAGCUUUGAAAGAAGAAAAAAAGAGAGAAAACUGAGCAACAAAAGAUCAUGCGUGCUAAUCAGCGAGAAAUUGGUGAACCGGGUCCUUCUUCCAAUAUGAAUAAUCCAGUAAAUAUUAGGUUGGCAACUAAGUUAUUGAAUUUUUUUUGCAUUAUUCCACAGACCUUCCUAAGUCAGUAUGGCUAGUAUCACACUAUCCCACCUGUAGUAGGGUUAGAGUACUAUCAAACCCAGAGGCAUCGAACUGGCAGCUCGCGUGUUGGUGUAGUACCUUGAAUUUGAAUAAGAGCAAUUUUGAGUGGUCAUUUUGCAGUUCCAUACAAUGCCUUUAGAACUCGAAGGACAUAAUGCUAAUGUACAAUGCUAAUGCUUGUAUUGUUGUUACUUAUAGUGGGUAUUAUAGUUGUUGACUGUAAAGCCUUUAAAGGUUGUGGCAAAAAGAAAGGCAGUCAAAAAUUUCAAUAACUUAGUUGCCAACCUAAUAGUUCAAUCUCUGACAAGCGCGCAGAAAUUUUGCGUAAAGAUCGGGAAAGGAAAACUCUAAACAGGCGCCUAAAGUCUGAUUUCGAAGCAGAAGCCCGUAGAGUAAAAAAUCGGGAAUCCCAGCAAAGAGUUCGUGAUAAUGAAAGUCCGGAAUAUGCCACAGAAAGACUAGCUAAUGCUCGGUUAAAUAAAGAGUGCUAACUGCCAAAUCCAUGGUUUGAAUUUCCUGCUGUAAGCAAAAACACCAGAAUCUUCAUGGUUCUUCUAGCUGCUCGCAAGUCGGGGCCGGCCUAACCAAAUUCCCCUUACUCUCAGUCUGUCGGGAAAAUAAUGAGCACAAUUUCGCUACCCGAUCGCAUUGCGGAAAAGGAAAGCAAUUUGACUUUGCCGCCACGCAAUUCAUUUUCUCGGCGGCGAUACGAUUUUGAAGAGGACGGAAGACUCAUUAUUUUCCCGACAGACUGCUAUAACGAAAAAAUUUUUUUGCCGCUUGUGAUUUUUUGUACAGAGCUUUGACAGUUACGGUGUUCUUUGAAUCAAGGGCCGUUUUAGCUUAAAUGCAGCGAAGGAAAUUCCCCCCACAAUUGUGACCAUGGCACAUGCAAUUUGGAAAACGACGUUUGCGAAUGCGAUCCAGGCUACACGGGCGUCAAUUGCACUAUACGUAAGACUUUUUAUGCUGUUUUCUCUCGGUAACUUGUUCAUAAAUGUAGCAGCGAAAAGAUUAUAUUAUACAUUGAAAUUUUUUCAAAAUCUUGCCGUCAUAUCGUAGAGUGGCACCUUAAUUUUCAGCCAACAAAAAUGGCUUCAACUUGUACUUUACUGGUGAGCCAACAGAUCCGGCGAAAGGAGAGGUGACGAUAUCAGGGGAGCGGACGGGCGAGCAUGCCAUAACUUUAACGGCGUGGGUUCGAUUCGAAGACGACGUGAUUGGAAAUGACACAGUAAAAAUGACUCCAAUUACUGUAGAAUUAAAUGAGAAACCGGUCUUCGAAAUUUCAAACAACGGGACCACCUGGAAUGGAGAAGAAAGCUUGAGUUAUACGGGCUGCAAAUUGAGGGGCUGGAAUUAUGUAAGUUUGUCUUUAGAAGGAAGGGAUUUCGCCCGUGAUCUUGGCACAAAUGACUUGUCACGUCAAUCCAGUGCAUUUCCUGAAUCGUUUCGAAACUUCGUAUCGUUUUCAUUGAUUUAAAAGAGAGACGAAAUGUCACGAAAUUAUCGGCACUUUUUCUCGCCAAAAAUAAUUGCUUUUUCUCGAAAAGGAAGAAGAAAAAUAAGAAAAUGCUUUUUAUCGGAUAGUGACAUUUCGUUUUUAACGAAUCACCAAAAAGGGGCGGGAAAUUUUUUGUUCUUAUUUUGGAUUGACGUGCAUGUACUUUUUUUUAUUUUCAGUACGUGAUCUCCUACAACAAUACGAAGAAAAUCUUGAAGGCCACCAUCAACAAUCAAUAUGUUUAUCAAAGAGAAGUAGCGGCCAUCCAACCUUCGGGGACUUGGUCGAUCGUGCUGGGCAGGAAAACCCGAGACAACGACUUUUUCCGCGGAGAAGUUGGACUUGUAGAGGUAAAAAGAGCUCUUAUCUGUAUUCACAAGUAGUUUCAAGUCCACUGAAUUUCCCUGUUUGCUUUCAGCUUCACAAUAAACCAUUUACCGCCCAAGAAAUUCAAAGAUAUAUGGAAAACUGCACGGGAAAUCCGUUUAAUCCGGAGAAUGUUAUUGUCAAAUGGAAAGACUUGAAGCUCAAGGGCUGGCAAAGGAACGAUGUGCAAGUGAUUGUGCCGGGGAUUUGCGCUCAGUCCAAGUGCGAAAGUGGGGCAGCGGAUUGUUCGCCGGAUAGCGGUAGGAAAUGAAUUUAAAUACUACAGGGUGCGGCAAUUUUUCGGCCGGAUUUUAAUUGGCCAUAACUUUUUUAGUUUUUGGGCAAAUGUUAAAAUUCUUUUUUUCUCUGAAUCCAUAGACAACCCCAUUUUGUUUAAUACCAAAUAUGUUAUACCCGUUCGUUAGACUACAGUAAAAAUUCGAGACAAAGAAAAAGCUCUAAUUUUCAUAGCUGACAAUGGAAUUACCCCUAGUGCGACCCUCAGAUUUUCUUUAAAUUUUGCACAUGGGCUGGACAUAGGCCACACAUCAAUUCCUGAAAGUUUCAGCCCGCACCUUUCAGGGGCGACCAAGAUAUUCAACCAUUCUUUGCGGUCAGGAGGGCACAUGAGUGGUCACACAGAAAAACUUUUUGGCCAUAUCUUCGCUAGUUUUGUGCGGAGAUAGCUGAUUUUUUGUGGAAACGGUAUUCUCCAUGGCAUGAACAGGCAUGAAUCUUUUUACGACAAAACUCGUAAAAAAAGACAUUUUUUCUGGCGAUUUUCACACACGCCGAAAAAGCAGAGAAAACGUCCAAAAGGCCAAUAACUAUGAACUAGGUCCCUGUAUGAAUAACAUAUUUGAUAUUAAACAAAAUGGGGUUGUCUGAGGAUUCAGGGAAAAAAAGAAUUUUAACAUUCGGAUAAAAACUAAAAAAGUUAUAACCAAUUCAAAUCCGGCCGAAAAAUUGCCGCACCCUGUACUGAAAUUACUUUCACCUUUCGAAAAAAGUGCCGAAUUUUUGGACGAGCCAAAAAUCUGGGUCGUCUCUAAAUUUCGGGGGUGGACGAUUCGGGAAAACGAAAAGUAUUAAUUUUCUUCGAUGCAAGUGUCGAAAUUAGGAUAAUCGAUGGCGCUGAUUAGUAAUUUUUUGAAUUUUUUUCACAAAUAACCGAUUUAGGGGGUUUUGAUGGUGCUGAUUUCGAAAAUGACAUUAUUUUUUUUGAUCCUUGCUUUUAAAAUUUGGAGCGCUCCUGAAGUAAAGAACAAAAGCAAGGAUCAAAAAAAGAAUUUCAUUUUCGAAAUCAGCACCAUCGAAACCCCCUAAAUCGAGUAUUUGUGAAAAAGUUAAAAAAUUACUGCUUUGCAGUACUACCUAAGGAAAAAAAGUAACAAUCAAAAAAAUGAAUGUCGUUUUCGAAAUCUGCGCCAUCGAUUAUCCUAAUUUCGACACUUGCAUCGAAGAAAAAUAAUACUUUUUGGUUUCCCCAAUUGUCCUUUUCCCCUAUCGUCCAAGUUCCUCUAAAUUUGUCUCUCAAAUCCGAAAAAUGACGAAGAUUUGACGUCAUUUCGAAAAAUCCUAUCUAACCAACAACCCGAUUCCAGACCGUUUCCCACCAUUGCCUCGAAACUGCCCUUCGAUCAUCAAACGGUCGACAAAAAACCGUGUUAUGCAAAUUGAAUGGGAUACGAAGGACAUGUUCACGGAUGACAAUCCUAUUGUCCGGAUUUCCUCCAACUACGCUCCGAAUCAGACGUUUGCCUGGGGCUACUACCAUGUCGUUUAUGUUGCAGUGGAUGUCAAGGGGAAUAUCGGGAGAUGCGAGUUCGAUGUCAUCGUGGGAAACGAAAACCUUCCCGACCCUUACGAGGUCGAAGUUAAGGCGGUGAGAAAACCGGUGGACAGCGAUGAAAUUGUGGAAUACGCCAGGUUGGAAUGCGAAGGGGACCAGAAUUUCUUGAAGGACACGUCACCGUUCUACACCAAGGACGUGCUGGUGAGUUACGAGAAAGAUUUAUAGGUUUGGAACAUCACAGGAGGCGCAACGACUUUUCGGGUCAGCGACACUUCGGGUCAACGGUACUAUGGGUCGCAUCGGUCCGCGUUGUAUACGUGGGAGAGGCUAGGAGAAGGCUUAGUAAAUAGAAAUGAUAAGAUUGAUAGGGUGCUAGGAUAGAUUAUCACCCAUUUUGAGGUAUGUACUCACAUCAAUAAUAUCAAGGUAAAAGUUGCGGAUCUUCGUUUUUUGCCACAAAUUUUGUUCUUUUAUAUGCUACAAUAACUCAGUGUAAAGAAAACUGACGUUUGUAAUAGCUAAAUUAGAAAACGUGGGCAAAUUGCAAGCUUUCGAUAAGUCUCCGCCGAGCCUUCGCCGAGGGUCCGCCGACCAUCCAACGGGUUUGCCAGGCCUCAUAGACACUUCCUAGAACCUUUUUUUGGGUAUUCACCUGCUCUACGUUCAGUAUCGAUCGAUUUUUGUCUUGACCCGAACUGUCGUCGACCCGAAAAGUCGGGACUCGGAAAAACACAUUGAUUGUUUGCAGCAUCGUUGGAGUCGAUUCGAAAAGGCUCCCUUGAGCAGUUACCCCUCAUGUGUUGCCACAACGAAUCCCGAACAGAAGGUUAGCGGCGGCUUGACCUGGAUCCGCGGCGAUUGCAAGGAAUCCGAGCGCAUCAAACGGGAAAUCAUCGAGAGCUUGAAUAACGCCUCAAUAAAAUUCAAACAAGAGCAUGGCCUGGACGAGGGAUUCUGCCCCGCUGAUGACUGUCAAAACAUUACCCGUAUUGACGACAGUUGUGUGGAGGAGGGACUGCGACAUGGCAGGGAUGUGGAGGCGGACUUGGGAGCGGAGAAAAUCACCUACGAAUAUCGUCUGAGUGUCAAGUAGGUGGAGCUUUAACGAAAGAUCCCACGUCAAUCCAUUGUCUUUAGAAGGAGGCCAUGUCAAUCCAGUGCAUUUCCUGAAUCGUUUCGAAACUUCGAAUCGUUUUCAUUGAUUUAAAAGAGAGACGAAACGUCGCGAAAUUGUCGGCACUUUUUCUCGCCAAAAAUAAUUGCUUUUUCUCGAAAAGGAAGAAGAAAGAUAAGAAAAUGCAUUUUAUCGGAUAGUGACAUUUCGUUUUGAACGAAUCACCAAAAAGGGGCGGGAAAUUUUUUCUUCCUUGCUUUCAGCAACACCAAGUUUAUUGUGCGGCCAUUCAUCAACAUCACGCUUCACGAAUGGUUCAACGAUUCGAGAGAGUACGAUCCCACAUAUCCGUUGCAAAAUUUCGCGUGCGAUCCGAGCUAUCCGUUCGUUCGGCAUGUUCAGAACGUCACCGAGACCCUCGACCUGCAGUUUUGCACGGAUUGGCCGGCCGGUUCUUUUUUCCAGUCCGGGAUGAAUGAGUCCGCGCCCUGCCCUGUCAAUAAAUGUCAGCCGAAUAGUACGCAGGACGAGUGCGUCGACUGCCCGGGUGGGCGGAUUACGAAGGACGUCGGAUGCAAGGACGAGAAGACCGAGUGCUAUUGUAAGUUUUCAUCAUGGUUUUUAGAAGAUCAUGCAUUAGAAGAUAGACGUAAACCUCCGAAUUUUGGGGUUUACGACAAUCAGUUACCAUCGCCUGAAAGAGACCUUGUCCGGUCAAGUUCCGAUCCCUGGCCUUAAAUCUCACCUCCCACGUCAAUCCAGCGCAUUUCCUGAACCGUUUCGAAACUUCGUAUCGUUUUCGUUGAUUUAAAAGAAAGACGAAAUGUCGCGAAAUUAUCGGCACUUUUUCUCGCCAAAGAUAAUUGCUUUUUCUCAAAAAGGAAGAAGAAAAAUAAGAGAAUGCCUUUUAUCGGAUAGUGACAUUUCGUUUUUAACGAAUCUCCAAAAAAGGGCGGGAAAUUUUUUCUUCUUGAUUGACGUGCCUCCUCAUUUCAGUUCCUUGCGCGGCGGGCCAAUACGGAACAUACGACAGGUGUAUUCCAUGCCCAUUUGGCUACUACAAUCCCAAGCCAAACAGCAGCUCAUGUGCAACAUGUGGCAGUGGUCGCACCACUAACACCACUGGCGCAGACAGUGUAAGCUUUUGCUAUGAGAAGUGCGCCUACCUUCCGGGCCAUGUGUUGGACGAGAAGGACGAAUGCCAGGAAUGCCCUCGGGGCACAUACAGGAAAGGCACUCAGUGCCAACAAUGCAAUCCCGGCUUUACAACGCGAACGAGUGCCGCAAACAGUGAAGAUGAAUGCAGCGUAGUCGACUGUCCCAAGGGCUACACUUUAAACAAAAAAUAUAAAGACAGUUUUAACAAUAUUACCGGCCCCCACCGACAGUAUACGACCUAUUGCGCGCCUUGCGAUAGGUUCUCAUUCAAGGAAGUGACGGGAAACGAAGAGUGCCAACCGUGCCCGAAAGGCACCAGCACCAACAUGUCGGGCAGCAGGGCAGUCAAUGACUGCAAUGUUACCGCUUGCAAUCCAGAGUUGUCGAAUUCAUGCACCGAUGGCAAAAAAUGCACUGAGACGGACGGCGGACAGUCUUUCACCUGCCAAUAUCCAAAUCUGGACAAGUCAAAGGAGGAAAACUGGCUUUACCUGAUUCUGCUUGGCUUCUUCAUCCUGCUAUUUGUACUACUGCUUUUAUUGUUUGUUUCGAACAAGCGAGAACUGUAAGUCAAGUUUACGACGGAAGGGAGGGGUUCCACUGUUUUCAACUUUAGCUUUUGCCACGGGCAAAGUACAGUGGCAGACCUAAGUUAGUGGCAAAAAACGUACCAUUUUGCAUCCGGGUAGUAUCAAAAUAUAGCAAAAUGGCUCCCUCUCCUUGGGGCCCUUUUCCUCAUAAAAAGAGCGAGCGCGCUUUUGCAGAGUUUUUUUCACUUGGAGAAGGAGGCAUUUUGCCACAUUGUUUGAUACUUCCCGGAUGCGAAAUGGUACGUUUUUUGCCACUGGAUCAGGUCCGUCACUGUACGCGAAAAACAGGGCGCGGCCAGAGAGAAAAACUAUUUUUGGAUUGGAUUUUUUUGUGGAAACGUCACUGUUUUUGAUAUGAAUAACAAGGUUGAUAUCUUCCAUACAUAAUUUCUCAAAGAAUGUAUGAAAUUUCACCAAGUUUUGGACAAAAAAUCUUGGUUGUUUCUGCAAAACACGAGCAAGGAAUCUCGCGUGGACCGUAAGAAAAGAGCAACCGUGACGGACCUGAUCCAGUGGCAAAAAACGUGCCAUUUUGCAUCCGAGAAGUAUCGAUUUUGCCACUGGAUCAGGUCCGUCAUUGUAGAUUGCUCUUUUUUACUGUCCACGCGAGAUUCCUGGCUCAUGUUUUGCAGAAACAACCAAGAUUUUUUGUCCAAAACUUGGUGAAAUUUCAUACUUUCUUUGAGAAAUUAUGUAUGGAAGACAUCAACCUUGCCAUUCAUAUCAAAAACAUGGCCAUGCAGUCGUUGGAUCCUUUCGAAUUACUCAUUUUCAAUUUUCAGUCUUCGUUACAUAGACGCGACCUGCCCAUGGCUGUUGUUCUGUUGGAUGCGGAAGGAGGGCAACCGCAGGUUCAGUGUGAACCCGACCAGAGACACUUCCAACUUGCCGUUCAGUCCGAACACCCAAAACUCGGAUGAAAUGGAGGACACGUCGACUACGGAAGUCUCCGCAGCCAACGAUCCAUUGGAUUCGGCAUCGGCGAUCGAAAGCCUUCCAAGCGAAGAGCAUUGGAUGAAACAGCGGACGAAACACACUGCGGUAAGUUUUAUAUUAGUGUGGUAUAUCACAGACAUGCGGUAUAUCAUAGAUCGCAUUGAGUAUAACUGCAUCUACAGCGCACAGACUUGAGUGCUCUAAGAUUUGCAGGCUGUGAGCACAUUUUUUUAUCAUCAUUUUGCUCUCUAACAGUUUUGCGAGGCGUUUUCGUCUCCCUUUGUUUCCCUGAUUAUAACGGCCACACCCAAAAACUUGGGCGGAUUCUUGUAUGAUCAACUGAUAAGGAUCAUGUUUCUGUGAUUUUUUUUUUAAUUGAAGCAUAUGAUAAGCUUCACAUAUAGGUUAUAAAUAGCUUGAUUUAACUAGGCGUGCGAGGGUUUUGUACUUAAUUUUAAAUACAGUGGCUCCUCUAUAAUUUCUUAGUUCCUUCCAAUUCGUUUUAUAGAGGUUUGACUGUAAAUUUUGAUUCUUGGAAUAACAGGGUUUUUGGCGUGACUGUCGCAAAGAACCUUCAUUUUGAGUGUCCACACUGUCUAAGAUUUGUUAAGAAAUUUUAAAAAAACCUGCUUGCAGACCCUCGACCCGCUAACCGAGAUUCGCACCAACUUGAUGCACGUGAUGACCUCCGCAACGUCGGCAGUGUCCUCCGAUUCGAGCGGGAAGCGGACUCCGCCGCCCAUCCUGACCGGCAGCCCCUCGCGGCGGGAUAUGGAGGCGGCCAAGGCGGCGGCGCGUGUAGCUCGCUCCGAGACCUAUCAAAUGGCCACAUUCGGCCAAAGCAGUCCGGUGCAAAGUCCUCGAGUCAAGGUGGAAGCCGGGAUCAUCCGACAUCAUCGAACUGUCGGCCCAACAAUGGUGGAGGCCAGGCCGUUGAGGGCUCCGCAAUUUAUUCCGAGAGUGAAUACGAUCCAAGCGCCUGCGCCACGACUGGCCAGUACAACCGAAGAGGACGAUGAGGGGUUCUUCUGCUGA